Messenger RNA from Uranotaenia lowii, 1633 nucleotides. Its product is annotated as putative serine protease F56F10.1. Gene Ontology annotation, molecular function: serine-type exopeptidase activity; dipeptidyl-peptidase activity. The record is from RefSeq and is a predicted model, not a curated record. The coding region runs from base 64 to 1584 and encodes 506 amino acids. Gene Ontology annotation, biological process: proteolysis. Lineage: Eukaryota; Metazoa; Arthropoda; Insecta; Diptera; Culicidae. The transcript has 3 exons.
UACAAUUGGUGACCAAAUUGAACAGUGAAUUCAAAGGUUAAGUGAUCGAUUUUUUCUAGAACGAUGAGGGCUAUAUUCUUGAUAGCUCUGGCCCUGGUGGCCGUUGUGGCUGCUGGAAAAAUUCCCAAAGCGAAACGGGAGAUGACAGCCAGUCAAAAAAAGUUGAUGCAAGCUUUCGUCGGAUUACCGGAAAUACGUGAGGCUGAGAAGCCCAGUGAACAUGUGGUUGUUGAGAACUACUUCACAACCCAGGUCGACCACUUUGAUCUGCAGAGUACCGAUGAGUGGGCCAUGCGGUACUUCACCAUUCCCGAUUUCUACGUACCGGGAGGUCCAGUGUUGAUCUACAUCAGUGGCUUUGGGCCGCUGUUUCCACAGUUACUUGAAGAAGGUUCGUUGAUCUAUGAUAUGGCCAAAGAUUUGGGCGGAGCUGUAUUCGGUUUUGAAACUCGAUUCUAUGGACAGAAUCACGUCGGAUUCACAGAGGCGAGCACGGAAAAUCUGCGACUGCUCAAUACCGAUCAGGUGUUGGCCGAUCUUGCCGAAUUCGUUCAGUACAUCAAACGAAACGUUGUUCGCAAUGACAAUGCACGAGUUCUGGUUGCUGGUUCGAACUACGGUGGAGCUCUGGCCAGCUGGUUCCGAGUUCGUUACCCACAUUUGGCCCAGGGUGCUUGGGCUUCCAGUGGUUUCACGCGAGCUAUCAUGGAGUUCGAAGAGUUCGCCGAAGCCUGGGGAGAGUCGUUGAUCAACUUGGGUAGCCAGCAAUGCUACAACGAUAUCUUUGUUGCCUUCCACGUGUUGGAGAAUCUGAUUGAUGCUGGACGUACUGAUAUUUUGAAUGACCGAUUCAACCUUUGCGAUCCGAUCGACGGUGAAGACAAAAUGCAGGUCGAGUUCUUCUUCAGCGAACUGAUGCACUCUCUCGAGUUCUUUACUCUCCUGGAAAAUAAUGUGACUGCAUUCGAACGAGUUUGCAACGACAUAACUGGAUCCGAUGCUACGACCUCAUUGGACGCCUUAGCUAACUGGUUCAAUGAAAACUUCGCCGAACCAUCAGGUUGCGCCAUCAGUCGAUUGGAAGAUCUCGCCGAGUGGUUCCGUGAUGAUGGUUGGAACGAUUUCCUCGUUAGGACGGGUUUGCGUCAAAGUCUGUAUCUGGAGUGCACCGAAUUCGGAUGGUUCCGUACGGCCUCAUCGGACAAUCAACCCUUCGGCAGUCGCAUCGAUUUGGACAUUUAUGCUGAAAUGUGUCGGCAGGUCUUCGGCGAUUGGUUCUCGGUAGACUCGAUGCGAAGUGCAGUUGUUCGGACCAACAACCGUUAUGGAGGAGAUUCUCCGGCCGUGCGCAAUGUUCAUUACUCGAACGGUGCUGAAGACCCUUGGCGAACGGUUUCGAUUACACGGCCCGUUGGACCAGACACCUCGGCCCAGUUGAUCCCGCGAGAGCUGCUGAGUGCGGAUCUGUGGUCUAUUUCCGAGUUCGAUUCCGAGGCACUUCAGGCGGCGAAACUUAAAAUUAAGGCUGAAGUAGCGUCCUUCUUGUACCCGGCUACUCCUUAUGAGGGCGUUCAGGAAGCUUAGAGCUUUUGUAUUAUGACAAUUACAAGGAAAUAAAUAUUAAUUUUAACAA